AUGGGCAACGACCACCUCUCCCGCGGCAACACGGUGCUGCCGGUGCGCCUGGCCGUCGCCGGCGCCAUCCUGGGCGCGGUGGCGCGGAUGUUCACCGCCCCGUUGGAUACAAUUAAGAUCAGGAUGCAAUUAGCGCCGCCAGGGCAAGGGCGCUUUGGCGCCAUCGUCGCCGCCACCGUGCGCCACGAGGGCGUCCGGGCGCUCUGGAAGGGCAACGUCCCCGCCGAAAUCAUGUACGUGUUUUACGGCGCCACCCAGUUUGCGCUGUAUCAGGCGCUCAACCAGGCGCUCGCCCGGUUGGAAGACAAGUACCCCCACGCGCUUAAACCCGUCGCCAGUCUUGGCCUUCACAGUCUAGUGACGGGGUUUGGCGCCGGCGCCACGCUGACGCUUAUCACCUACCCGUUUGACCUUUUACGGACGCGGUUGGCGGCGCUGACGUCGCGGGAGCUAUUAUCGAUGCGAUCGGUGUUAAAGACGAUCGGUUCUCCCCGGGAUUUGUUUAAAGGGAUAAACCCGACGAUGCUCGCCGUGGCACUAAACACCGGCUUGAUGUUUGCCACCUAUAACCAGGCGCGCCACGUGUCCAAACGCUACGCCGACUUCCCGUUUAUCGAAGGCGUGUGUGGCUUUGUCGCUGGUGCCACCGCCAAAGCCAUUACCUUCCCUUUAGACACUCUUAGAAAGCGGUGUCAGAUGUCGCAGCUGAGGCUGCUGGCGUGGCAAAUGGCCGUCAAAUUAUGGCACGCCGGGGGCAUUCGCAGUUUUUACCAAGGCGUCACCGUGGCCCUUAUAAAAUCAGCACCGACACUGGCCCUCUCCAUGUGGGCCUACGAAUGGACUUUGGGAGCAUUUGAACGCACUGGCGUCUAG
Messenger RNA from Diutina rugosa, 873 nucleotides. Its product is annotated as thiamine transporter. Gene Ontology annotation, molecular function: thiamine transmembrane transporter activity. Gene Ontology annotation, biological process: thiamine pyrophosphate transmembrane transport. Bases 1 to 873 code for a protein of 290 amino acids. The transcript has a single exon. Lineage: Eukaryota; Fungi; Ascomycota; Pichiomycetes; Serinales; Debaryomycetaceae. The record is from RefSeq and is a predicted model, not a curated record. Gene Ontology annotation, cellular component: mitochondrial inner membrane.